AUGGCAGAACUCUUCGUGCUUUUUCUGGUCGCAAUAACCUUUGUCGAGUGUAAAGUGUACGAUCGUUGUGAGUUAGCCCGCGAAUUGAAACAUGUUCAUAAAUUUCCCGGCCAUCAAAUCGCGACCUGGGUUUGCAUCGCCAAACACGAAUCAACCUUCAACACAUCGGCUGUCAACCGUGGUAGUGGAGAUCACGGACUUUUCCAAAUCAGCGACUUGUUCUGGUGCUCACCACCUGGCAAUGGCUACGCCUGUAAUGCCCCCUGUUCGGCCUUUGAGGACGAUGACAUAACCGAUGACAUUGCGUGUGUUAGAAGGAUUUUUAAAGAGCAUUCGGUUCUGUCAGGCAAUGGGUUUAAUGCCUGGGCUGUGUAUCCCUUGUAUUGCAAACAAGACGCAUCCAAAUACAUUGAGGGAUGCUUUGAUAACGAAAUUGAUAGCAAUAUCAGUGGAACUACCACAACAACUUCGCCUGAUGUUGACGAUGUUAAAGCAAAAAUUUUCGAACGAUGUGAACUUGCUAAAGAAUUGAAAAAGAACCAUUUGCCUGGAACUCAACUGGCAACAUGGAUGUGCAUCGCAAAAUAUGAAUCGCAUUACAACACUGCUGCUAUCAACACGCAAACAGGAGACCAUGGCUUGUUUCAAAUAAGCCAAAUUUAUUGGUGUUCAAACAGCAACAAACCAGGGAAAGGGUGCAAUGCCAAAUGUUCCGAAUUUCGAGAUAACGACAUUCGGGACGAUGUUGCCUGUGUCAAGAAGAUCUACAAAGAACAUCAAAGACUGUCCGGAAAUGGGUUCAAUGCCUGGGUGGCUUACAAGAAAUAUUGCACAGGAAAUAAUGAUCAUUUCAUCAAAGGAUACAAAAACUUGCGUGUUAACAUCAGUAAGUCCAAGAUGAAUCCUUUGAGCAAAUUACUUGUGCUCCUCUUCGUUUCGCUUUGUGUUUCACUUCAAAUAGAAGCAAAAGUCUUCAAACGAUGUGAACUUGCCAAAGAAUUGAAAAACAAGCACCACAUCCCUGGAAAUCAACUGGCAACAUGGAUGUGCAUCGCAAAUUACGAAUCGGGUUUCAACACUGCUGCUAUCAACAAGAAAACAGGAGACCAUGGCUUGUUUCAAAUAAGCCAAAUCUACUGGUGUUCAAACAGCAACAAACCGGGAAAAGCAUGCAAUGCGAAAUGUUCCGAUUUUCGAAAUAACGACAUUAAAGACGAUGUUGCCUGUGUCAAGAAGAUCUACAACGAACAUCAAAAACUUUCUGGAAAUGGGUUCAAUGCUUGGGUGGCUUACAAGAAAUACUGCAGAGGAAAUAAUAACAAUAACUUGUCUACAGUUGCAAAAAUGAAACUUCUCGCUGUGGUUGCUAUUUUCGCCUUUGCUUCGCUGAGCGAAGCAAAAAUUUUCGAUAAGUGUGAGUUUGCCAACACUAUCAGAGGCUAUGGUCUGUUCCCUGCAGAGCAUAUUUCCACAUGGGUCUGUAUCGCAAAUUACGAAUCCGCUUUUAACACCGAUGCCACCAAUACUGUGACUGGAGACCAUGGGAUUUAUCAAAUAAGUCAAAUUUACUGGUGUUCGACUGGAGAUAGUCCAGGAGGUGGUUGCAAUAAGAGAUGUGCCGAUUUCCAUAAUGAUGAUAUUAGUGACGAUUCCGUGUGUGCUAAAGCCAUCUUCGAUGAACAUCAGAGACUUUCCGGAAAUGGGUUCAAUGCCUGGACAACUUAUGCGCCUUAUUGUAGUGGAGAUAAUUCUGGGUGGAUUGCUGGAUGUUAGAUUUAGCUUUUUUACAUGUUAAUAAAAAAAUUCAAAGAG
This is a messenger RNA of Tribolium castaneum (red flour beetle), 1812 nucleotides long. RefSeq names its product lysozyme (gene Lyz). Bases 1 to 1773 code for a protein of 590 amino acids. Lineage: Eukaryota; Metazoa; Arthropoda; Insecta; Coleoptera; Tenebrionidae. The record is from RefSeq and is marked validated. Gene Ontology annotation, molecular function: lysozyme activity. The transcript is spliced from 4 exons.